GCUUUGGGCACCAGUCUCGCACUAGCCCUCGAAGAAAAAUCCACCACAGCUGCUCCUCUUCCUGCCUGCAUCUGGAAGCUCGCUCCUGGCCCACUUUGAUCGACCUAUUGGCCGCUCUGUUUCUCCGGCUUCAUUGGCCCCAGGAUGGACCGCUCAGCGCGGGAGCUGUUCAUCAACUUCAUGAUUGUCUUAUUCACGGUCCUACUCAUGUGGCUGCUUGUCAAAGCAUACCAGAACUGAACCCGCUAAUGGAAAAAAUGGAUGAAAGAAUGUUCUGGAAGGAAGGGGGGUUUGGAUAUAACCUGGCACAGUAGUUUGGUUAAAGAGACCAUGUGCCGAGCGUUUACAGCAAAGGAUAUGCUGUGAAGAAUGGUUCAGACAUGUUGCAUGCUCAGCUUUUUAUUCCCAGUCUAGCGGCACACUGUUUAGAAUGUGACCUACAUUGUAUUCAUGGUCAGGUUAAUGUCUGAGAUAAGAUACAGAGAAUAUAUUGUUGAAGUAAUAACUCAGAAAUACUUUGUUGUUUCAUAUUAGGUCAAAUAUAUAAGAGAUGGAAUCAAAGGCACCUGAAUUUUUUAUUUAUUUUUAUUCCAGCACAGUUACGGGACUUGAUACAGACCCUUAUAUGCUUAACAUUUUUUCACUCAAAUGUUCUGAAACAUUAGGAGCAUUUCUGGGGGUAUGAGAACACAAUAUAAAUAAAUAAAAAUUUAGUUUGCAAUGAAAAUAAAAAUUAAUUUGUACAGUU
Messenger RNA from Gadus morhua (Atlantic cod), 748 nucleotides. RefSeq names its product sarcolipin (gene sln). Gene Ontology annotation, molecular function: enzyme regulator activity. The transcript has a single exon. Bases 145 to 240 code for a protein of 31 amino acids. Lineage: Eukaryota; Metazoa; Chordata; Actinopteri; Gadiformes; Gadidae. The record is from RefSeq and is a predicted model, not a curated record. Gene Ontology annotation, cellular component: membrane.